AUGGCCGAACAACAUUGGAACAAUUGGAAUGGCGCUCGAUCUGGUAAGUCUUACAUUUGAAAGUGUAUGUCUAGGUUUAUCUUAUUGUAUGUUAUAUUGUUUUAACUGUUUUGUUCAGAACAUGCGGUCAGUAAUCCAAUCAUGGUGCAAGGUGCCGGUCCUCAGGGAUCUCAUCUAAUGUCUCCUCGGUCGGUAGGAGAGCAGUCGGUAGUUUACCAUCAAAUGGUCGAGAAUGUGCUUAGCUCUUCACCGGGAAGUAUCAACAACAGAGAUAUGAAGUUUGUAAGUUUGUAUUCAAAUUAUUAUUGUUUAAUUUUUAGUUUCGAGGACACAAACCGGCAGAGAAGACGACAACGAAGCCUGUCAAGGUGAAUAACAACGACAAUUCUAGGUGAGCGGGGUUGAUAAUGAAAUUAUAUUUUAAAGGUCAUUCUUAAAGGUAUUUUGACGAUUUUCACUUUGCUAAUUUUAAUUUUUUAGUUUCCAAACGUUUUUUUAUUAUAUAUUAUUAACUUCGGUUUUAAGUGAUCAAGCCACGCCUGUAGAGGGAUCUCCUGUUGAAGAUGGGGCUUUGGCCGAAAGAGUGCAACCGUCUGGACCAGUUCCUAUUCCGUUUACUGGAGCUGAAGUACAGCCAAUUGCCGGGGCGACUCCAGAGUUCAGUCAAGUAUGUUUUUAUUAUUUUGAGAAUUUAUUGUGUCUCUAUAAUUUUAUUUUUGCGUGGUUUGCAGGUUUUUUUUAAAUAAAAUGUUUUAGUUUCCAUUGGUGUAUCCAGGCCAGAAUCCUGUUCAGUACAUUGCUGGGAAUGGUGCUCCUUUUGGUACUCCCCCUUCAAAUUAUGGCUACGGUUCUUGGAGUGCUGUUUAUCCAUCUCAGAAUGGAGGUAAGCCGAUUUUAUUUUUUUUUGUUAACGGAGUAAUAUUAAAAAUUAUUAUUAAAUGGUUUUAGGUCUUCCUCGAGGAACUCCACCAACUUCUCAAAUCUUCUCAUCUUCUCCACCAAUGCCACCUAAUAUCUACCCGAUUGGCUAUCAGCCAGCGCCUCCAAGAGGCAUUCAAGGCAUUUCAAAUGCAAUGUCCCAAAUGAAUAUUGGUGCAAAUGCGCCUACACGACGGGAUUCCUUUACUACUUCACAGCCAAGACAGUUUCCUGCUCAGGUAGCCCAGAAUGGGUAUUAUAUGGUGACAGCUAACGCGGCUUCACCGCCGGUCUCGAUGGGAUCAUCACCUAAUCACGUUAUAUGUAAGUUUGGCUUCGUCUUUAAAUGUGGUUUUGUGAAGUGUUACUUAAAAUAUAACUAUUAAUGUUUCAAAACUAACAUUAAAUUUAAAUAUAUUUUAGAUAAUGGUAUGUAUCCGAAUAGUACAAUAAACAAUGCUAAUGUUCAUGGGCCUCCGAAUGUUGUCUACCCUCACAUGGCUCCACCUCAAUCAAGGCAAGUGUUUAAUGGCCCGCCGGGAUCGGGACAGCCGAUACCGUAUGCCAACAACGCUCAAGUCGCUUCACAGCGGCGAAACGGAAAUCUUCCUACUACGAAUAUCAAUCGUCCUCAGAAUGUUCACGUAGUAGCUGAGGCGGAUAAACCUAUAACACAUUCUCAGAUGCUGGAAGAGUUCCGAAACAGCAGACUUCCGCACCUUCAGUUAAGUGAUCUCGGUUCUCAUGUUGUGGAGUUCGCUCGAGAUCAACAUGGAUCUAGAUUUAUUCAGCAGAAGUUAGAAAGGGCUAGUCUUCGGGAGAAACAGAUCAUCUUUGAUGAAGUUAUAGCCAACGCUAGCAUACUGAUGACAGAUGUGUUCGGUAACUAUGUUAUCCAGAAGUUCUUUGAACACGGAACACAAGAACAGAAGAGUCAGCUGACGGAAGCGAUCAGAGGCAACGUUAUGCAGCUUGCGCUUCAGAUGUAUGGAUGUAGAGUGAUUCAGAAGGCUUUGGAGUCGAUAGAGUCUGAUCAUCAACUGGCUUUGCUGAAGGAAAUGGAAGGACAAGUGAGUUCUUGUUAUAUGUUUUGAGUUUAGGUUUUAAAUUGUCGUUGAGAUUGGAAAUUUGGUAUAGGAAAUGAAUUAGUUAAAGAGUUGAGUAAUAAGUUAUUAAGUUUUUUAUUGUAGGUUUUGAAAUGCGUCAAAGAUCAGAAUGGCAACCACGUUGUUCAAAAAGUAAUUGAGAAAGUGGAGCCAGCUAAGCUUCAGUUUAUAAUCGAUGCUUUUGUAAACUCAGGACAAGGAACGGUAAGAUUUUUAUUAUUGAGAUUAGGAUUUUAUGUUAGUUGUCAUAACGUGUUGUACAGACUAAAAUCAACUUAUAGUGAGGUAAUAAUAUUUCAGAUUAAAAGUUUGUCAACUCAUCCAUACGGUUGUCGUGUGAUUCAACGUGUACUUGAACAUUGUACGGAAGAACAGAAACGACCAGUUCUCGAACAACUUCAUCGGAACAUCAAUGAACUGAUCAUCGAUCAGUACGGGAACUACGUUGUCCAACACAUUAUUGAGCACGGGGCUGAUGCAGAUCGGGACCGAAUUGUUAGUCAGAUUAAAGGAGAUGUUCUCAAGUUUGCCAAACACAAGUUCUCGUCAAAUGUUAUCGAAAAAUGUUUGAUUUGUGGUAACAACAACCACAAAACUGCACUGAUUACUGAGGUUUGCGGAGAGUGAGUUUGCCCUUACUUUUAGUUUGUUUUCUAACUGUUUUUUUAUAUGUUGAUUAGAUUAAUCUCUUAUAUUGUUGUAUUUUAGUGGUAGCGUACCGACCCCUCUGUUGGACAUGAUGAAAGAUCAGUUUGCGAACUACGUUGUCCAGAAGAUGCUGGACGUUGCUGACAGUUCGAACAGGAAGAAGAUCAUGUUGGCUAUCAAGCCUCAUAUUCCAACGUUGAGGAAGUACAGUUACGGAAAACACAUUAUUAGUAAGUUUGAUUUUUAAAUUAAAAAGUCUCGAUCUUUCUUUUUUAAACUAAGAUUUGAAUUUCAGCCAAACUUGAGAAGUACUUCCAAAAACAAAACGGAGUCAGUCCGUUCGCUCAGCCCAUGGACUUCGUACCUGGCAACGAGUUUGUGCAGCAAAGCCAGCCCCCCGUCCUUUACUAG
This is a messenger RNA of Bursaphelenchus okinawaensis, 3083 nucleotides long. The record is from the annotation of a GenBank genome assembly. NCBI's taxonomy places the organism in Eukaryota, Metazoa, Nematoda, Chromadorea, Rhabditida, Aphelenchoididae.